ACCUUGCGCUGGUCAACAUGUCACUGGCCGCCAUCAUCGAGACUCCUGAGAACCCCAUGUCCCCGUUCAUCCUCACGGAUAGAAGCUGCCAAGUAUUAGUCAAAGCAGCAAUGACAACACACAUUCUCCUGAGUGCGGCCGUUUCUGCCUUCAUUGCUGCUCGCAUCAUGGCAUUAUGGUCACGGAACUGGUAUCUUGGUGCGGUCCUAUUCCUUGCAGGCCUAGUGAAUUGGUCACCCUUCGUGGAGUAUGAGCUAGUUGGAUUUCUUGUCACAUCCGCGCCAUGGCCGCUACAUCCGUGUAUAGCAAAGACAAUGCAGCCGGUGUCAGUUGAAUUAGUAUCGGUAUACAUCCCAGCCGCCCUCUCUGCAGUAAACCUGGCAUAUGAGACAACAUGUCUUGUGCUUACCAUCAUCAAGACUAUCGGCCUGCACCGAACUUUGUCGGGGCUGGGGCAAAAAACAUACUUGACACAUUUACUACUUCGCGACGGUUCCUUAUAUUUCGGGGUCAUGACCAUCCUCGGUGUUCUCAACAUCUUGAAUGCGACGGUCGACGAUUUUGAUAUUGGCUCAGCCCUCAGCGAAGCGUUUAGCAGGAGCCUCGUCCCGAUGCUCACAUGUCGCUUUAUCGCCAACCUCCGCGACGUCAGCAGCCUGCAGGAGCCGACGUCCGCAGGCGAGCACAAUCCGGCAUCGACUGUGCAGUUCAAUCCGGCAUCAACGCGGCUGUUUGAUUCCGUUGCGGGGCCCCUAGGCUUGGUAGAAAACGAAUCUAUGGACGACGGUAGCGGUGAAUGGCCCGAAGUACCAUCCGAGCCACAGAGGCAAUCUUGAAACAUGUUGAGCAUCGAACCCACCACCCUAGUACCAGGGAAAGUCUCGGUGCAUAUCUUGAGGACGCGCUUUACGAGACUGUGCUCUGGAUUGGGCAUCCGUAUCGGUUUUUUUGUCACGCGGCAGCGCCCGAGCAGCGCCGUCUCUUCGCUGAAAUCAACUUCUCUUUGAC
Trametes versicolor FP-101664 SS1 is the source of this 1008-nucleotide messenger RNA. RefSeq lists its product as uncharacterized. The record is from RefSeq and is a predicted model, not a curated record. Bases 18 to 836 code for a protein of 272 amino acids. Lineage: Eukaryota; Fungi; Basidiomycota; Agaricomycetes; Polyporales; Polyporaceae. The transcript has 12 exons.